Molecule: messenger RNA, 1077 nt
Organism: Anneissia japonica
Lineage: Eukaryota; Metazoa; Echinodermata; Crinoidea; Comatulida; Comatulidae
Product: translocator protein-like
Exons: 3
Coding region: 398-898 (166 amino acids)
Cellular component (GO): mitochondrial outer membrane
Source: RefSeq, a predicted model, not a curated record
AGGAGAUUAGCCAAAACAAUCCCAACUUCCGCGAAGAGGGCGUGAAAAAAUAGAACAGAUUAGAACAGAUAAGUUUUAUACCAAUACUAAAUAGUUGAUAUUAUUAAUACUAUCGUAUUCUAUACCUGAAUACGUGUAUUAGUAACAUAUAGUGGUCAAGUCAGGCUGUUAAUUAAGAUUUUCAAUACCAGCGGUUAGACAGAAGAUAAUUCGUGACUGCAUAUCUCUCCCGACAAGCCUAGCUAGCUCAAGAGUCUUGGCAAGACCAGGGUGAAUUCAGAGCCUAUAAUCCCGUCUGGAUACUACACUACAGAAGUGGACAUUUUAGGCGUAGGCCUGGCCUAAAUACCUGUGCUUGUGAAAGCAGUUAGCCGUUAAACAAAUACAAGUGAUCAUCAUGGCAUCAGAGUGGCUCCGUAUAGCUGGUGCCGUUGCACUGCCUAAUAUUUGCGGCAAUCGUGGAUAUUACAUGAAAAAUCCGGAGGUUAAAGAAUGGGCAUCCCGUUUAAAUUGGCCACAUUGGGCUCCGCGUGCCAUCUUUCCCCUUACAUUCAUCCCGCUUCAGUCAAUAUCAGGCUACGCAUCUUACCUUAUCUGGAAAGAAGGAGGAGGAUUCAAUGAGAAUACAAUGCUUCCGUUGGGCCUGUAUGGAUUAGGGUUAGCUCUCAACUUCCUCUACACACCUAUCACCUUUGGAUACAGGAAACUUGGCCUAGCCAGUGUUUGUAUGUUGGCUUAUUCUGGUGUUCAUGCAGUUACUACCUAUCUGUUUUGGAAUUUGGACAAAACUGCAGGAAAGAUGAUGAUACCUCUGAACUUUAUGCUAGCUUUCACCACGGUUGUUGCUGUAGACAUUUGGAAAAACAAUAAGAAACCAAACCAUGUAUCAGAAGACUAAUCUUAAUUGUAUUGGGCUCCUAUAUAAUUUCACAAUAUAUAUGAUAUCUUUUUAAAAUAUAAAUUCUAAAUUUAUCAUUUAUAAAAAGGCUUUUUAUAUUUACAUUUUCAUCUAUUGUGUGGAUUUAAAGAGCAUAUAGAAAAAAAUUGUAAUAAACCGUAAAGGUGUACUGUACUACA